This is a messenger RNA of Cebus imitator (Panamanian white-faced capuchin), 3689 nucleotides long. It is a transcript of the gene BNIP5, whose product is annotated as BCL2 interacting protein 5. The coding region runs from base 171 to 2126 and encodes 651 amino acids. NCBI's taxonomy places the organism in Eukaryota, Metazoa, Chordata, Mammalia, Primates, Cebidae. The transcript is spliced from 11 exons. The record is from RefSeq and is a predicted model, not a curated record.
CCAAGCAGUGGCAUCUUCUCCCCGAGAGGGAGCUGGACCUGACUUCUUGUCCAGCACAGUUACCAGCCCACAGGGAGCAGAGACCGCUGUGUUAGGACACAGAGACCUCUCGUCUGAAGAUCCCAGCCCAGGGUGUCCAGGACAGAAGUGACUUCCGUGCUCCAAGCCUGAUGGAGAAUCCAAGGCGCCCGAGGAGGCCCCUGACGGAGAGGAAAGCCAAGUCUCUGGACAGGCCAUGGGCCCCCAGGAAAGACUCAGAGCCAUGGGACUGCCACUGCCUCUCCCUGCCCACUGCUCCCACCAGGAAGGCGCUUCACUGGACAACCAGUGAUUGGGCCGGACGUUCGGAGAGCCCAGCUCCGUCUGCAGAGGCUCAGGGUGCCACUGCUGCAGCCCUCACUCCGGAGGAGACUGGAGAGUUUCUCCCCGGCGAGGAGAGGUCUCCACAAGACACCAAGAGGGACAAGGCCCAGAGGAGGGCCCAGCAGGGGUGGCUGAAGACCAUGCUGAACUUCUUCUUACUGAGGACGGGCCAUGAGGAGCCCAGAGAAAAGGCCAGCAGGAGGCCAAGGGGGCCGGAGGACCUCUCCCAGCCUCCAGAGCCCCCAGAGGCACCGGGGGAGCCAGCCCUCAGGAAGAAAGCCCACCAUGACAAGAAGGCCAGCCGCAAGAAGCAAAGUCACAAGAAACACAUGGUCGAGGUGAAUAAGGCAGCUCAAGACCGGGAGGCCAGAGGCCAAGAGGAAGGGCUGUCCAGGACAGCUGCUGCCUUGCGCUCUGGGGAGGCUGACCUGGGCCCAGCUCACAGGGGUGGGGAAGACUCUGAUCGUCAGUCCUUCCUCAUCAGAGCAGAUGGUGCUGGAGCUUUGGAUGUUUCUCCCCACGCCACAGGUCACCAGCAAGAAGAGGAGCUCAGAAAGCCUGAUGAGGAUGCUAUCAUUCAGAUGAUAGUGGAAUUUCUCAAAAGAGUGGGAGACCAGUGGGAAGAAGAGCAAUCUCAGGCCUCACAGCCGAAGGUUGUCCUGCCAAACCCAACAGCAGCUGUUAGGAAGAAAUCCCAAGAGAAAAAGACAAGCCCCAAGAGAAACUUUUCUCUUAAGAAACACGGCUCCGAGGAGGCCAAGAGGGGGGCCACAGAUGUUUCCAGUCCAGAGGCCCGGCCACCGAAGAAGUCCAGCUUCCGGCCCCUGUGUGUCGGUGGCCAUCGGCCUUCCAUCUCCAGCAGCUAUGGCUUGGAAGAACCUGAAGUCCAGGAGAUCCUAUCUACAGAGGCUGAGGCUCCAGGCCCCUGCAAGCUUUCCACACCACCAGAGAGCCUGGGACCUGGAGAGGAGCUUCAGCCAGACAGAGCCUCAGAAUACAGGGCCCUGACUCAGUUUCUCUCAUCUCCCCUACAGCAACCUCAAGUCCAGGAGGAAGAGGGGUGUAUAGAAAACUUGGCCCCACUCAGCAGAAGGAAAUCUCAAGAAAAAAAGUUGAGCUUCAGGAGAGCGUUUUACCAUAAGAAACACAGCUCCAAGGAACCCAAGAGAGCAGGGCCAGCAGGGGCUGCCAGCCCAGAGACCCGACGGCCCAAGAGGCCCAACUUUCUGCCCCUGUGUGUCGGCGGCCAUCGGGCCUCCACCUCCAGCAGCCUUGAUCCAGAAGAUCUCGAGUGCCAGGAGCCCUCACCUGCAGAAGGGGAGCCUGAUGUGGUCCCAGAAGCACCCUUCCAGGCCAGAGGCCACACACCGGAAGGGGCACCUCAGCUGAGUGGAGUGUGUGAAUCUAAGGAGCUCAUCAUCCUGAAGCUGGUGGCGCUUCUCCAAGAAGUGGAUGGCCAACUGGGGCAGCAGAUCAGGCGCCACCCCAGCUUUAAGAGGUAUUUUUACAAGUUCUCGGACUCCUCCCUCAGCAAGCUGUUAGCCACCCUACGCAGCCAGGUGCCCCACUCCUCUCAGUGGGACAGGAACCUCGCCAGGAGACUCCACCAGUUUGACGUUCGCUUGGCUGACAAAUUUGCUGGCAACAACAGCCACGCCAUCUGCAUCCUCAUGGGCCUAAGAGACGGCUACAAUCGCACCCACUUCCCAGACAGGGAGGACCAGCCGAGCAUCGAAAGUCCUGAGAUUCUAAGUCCAGAUUGAAAGCUGUGUCUUGCACUCAAAUUCCUUUGAACUAGCCAAACAUUUGGCAGCUUUAGCCAAGAGACCCUGAAGAUGCCCUAUGACACCCCAAUCCUUGCUUUACAAACACGAUGGAAAACAAGAGCAGACAACCAUUUUGUGUCCAUACCCUAGUAUAUGAGAAGCACAAAGGACUCUUCCAGAAGGCAAGACACAGACGCUAUGUCUGAGGAAAUCAGCACUGGCCUGGAAGUGAAGAGACCAGGGCUCCACCUGCUGAACCUACUCCAGACCUGCUUUGUGACCCUCUACAUGUCCUGUACCUCUCCAGACUUUGGAGUCUAGGAUCUCACCCAGAAGGCCUACUGACAUUUUCUCAGAUGUUAGUUUUAACUGAGUCUAGUUUUUAAAUUAAGUUUUUAUUUAAUCUCUAACCAGAACAUCCACAUGUAUCCAAACAGAUGUGCAUCUAAAUGUAUCCCAUCAUUUCUUCCGUUGACCAGUCAUUCUUCAUGCUCAUAUGGCUUUGUAGAUGCGUCCUAGGAACUCUGCAGGCCACAAAUGGAAAGACCUGGACACUGAGGACGCUUGGUCUCUCAGAAUCCUUCUAACCCUGUGUUCAUAGAGCUGAUAACUUGCACCUCUCCCAUCUCAUGGGGUUGGCUAAAAGUCAGUGAGAAAAUGGAUGUGAAGAGUCUGUAAAUUACGUAGUGCCAGGUCCGUGUAUGUACUAUAGCUUCUUCUGGGUAGUUUUCAGGAAGUGGAGGAGGGCUUUCGUGGGCUGGACUGCCAUGGAUUGUUGCACAGGGGGCGCACUGCUCAAGAGCACCAUACUCUGGGAGGUGCCAUUCACAUCCUAGACAUUGUGGAUUUGUAGAUUUAUGAUGACAGUUUUCCAGCUGGUGGCAGUACAAUGUCUUGAGAAAAGGGAUGCGUUUUUGUAUUUGCACAAAGGUGAGGUGCGGGGUGCCCGAGGCUGUGCCUUCUGUAUAGCUCAACAGUUUCAACAGCUUGACUCGGGUGUGAAAUUUGCCACACGUUCAUAUCUAUGUGCAACAUGGACAAAAUUGCAGACGGACAUCUGGCUCCCAUGGACACUGCCCAGAACAUGUGGUCAUGGGGGAGAGGGUGAUAAACCUGGAUAGCAAGUGUGAUCUUGUGACGAUUGGGGACAUGGUAUCGCCGUGUUGAACCUGCUGUAGCACCAUUGGGUAGGACUAGGGAGGAGGAGCAGCCUAGGGCGGAGAGGCCCUGGGCGCUUACAUGGGGGGGCCUCCAACCAGAGGCACCAGCUCAGUAAGCUCAACUCAGCCUAUCUGGAAAGCCAUUUAGUUUUUAUUGCUGCUUCUGAGAAGUGGGGGAGAGGUGAGCUAUUUGUGGAUUUGUUUAGGCAGUGUUCAUGAUCUUAGCACCCAAAUGUGAAGGAUCAGAAUAAGUUAUGAAAUGGUCAGGAACCUUUUGUACACAGUUUCUUAUUUAGAACGAUGUUCUUUAACCUCUAUGAAUAUUUGGUAUGUGCUCCUGAUGCUGGCAUCUGAGUCUCAUUUUUGUACUGUGUUAUUUGAGCAAAUAAAUUAACCUGCA